AACGAAAAAUGUCUAUUUUUAAACCAUAGAAAAGGCAUUUUUCAUGGUAAAGUAAAUAGAUUUUCAUGAUCAUACACUUUAGAAAAGAAUAGAAAACUUUGCAAAUUGAUUGAAUGAGGAAAAAGUAGAUAAGUGGAAUUAAUGAAUUGAACUAGAAACAAGGAAAGUUGCACCAACUCCAUUUAUUAAUGGAACAAAUCCUAGGCUGAGUAUCUUUGACAAAUCUUUUUUCUGUCGUCAUUCUUAAAAACUUACUAGUAGUAAAAAGCAAGGAGCAGCUAUAUAUUUAUCUAUCUCUAUCUUAUCUCCCAUUCCUCACAAGAACUUAGAAGUAAUGGAGCAUCACAACAACACAGUAGAAGCAAAAAUCUCUCCUCAUGUGCUCCUCUUCCCACUUCCAAUACAAAGCCCUAUCAACUCCAUGCUUCAACUUGCGGAGCUCUUUUGCCUCGCCGGUUUACAAGUCACUUUCCUCAACACAAAUCACAAUCAACAGCUUCUCUACCGUCACACCAAUGUCGAAUCAAGAUUCAGGCAAUAUCCCAAAUUUCAAUUCCGGACAAUUUCUGAUGGCCUUCCAAAGGAUCAUCCCCGGUCGUCUCUUCUAUUUGGAGAGCUUAUUAGUUCCUUGCAAGCUGUGGCAGAGCCUUUCCUUAGAGAAAUGUUACUCGGAGUUACAGAGCCUGCUGUCACGUGUGUUAUACCAGAUGGCUUAUUUUAUUAUGCAGUCGAUAUUUGUAAUGAGGUCGGAGUUUCAGUUAUCUCCUUUGAUACUAUUAGUCCCUCUUGCCUCUGGGUUUACCUCUGUUUCCCCAAACUCAUUCAAGCUGGAGAUAUUCCCUUCAAAGGAAAUGAGUUGGACAUGUUGAUAGAAAAUGUACCUGGCAUGGAAGGUCUUCUAAGGCGUCGCGAUUUUCCAUUCUAUCGCCUCACCAAUUGUGCAACGGACCUGUAUUGCCAACUUGCUCUGAAGGAAAUUCAAAGUAUACCUCGAUCCCAUGGACUCAUAUUAAACACAUUUGAAGAUUUAGACGGUCCGUUACUCUCUCUCAUUCGCUCUCAUUGUCCACAAACGUAUGCUAUUGGGCCACUACACUUGCAACUCAAAACUAGGCUUCCUGAUAAAAGAAUGUCCUCUUCAAAUAGUUUGUGGGAAGAAGAUCACAGUUCAAUUCAAUGGCUCGAUGCACAGCCCAUAGAAUCAGUAAUCUAUGUAAGUUUUGGAAGUCUUGCAACUUUGACAAAGGUGGAAAUCUUGGAGUUUUGGCAUGGGUUAGUAAAUAGUGGAAUCAAUUUUUUGUGGGUCAUGAGGUCCAACUUAUUAAGGGAAGAGGAGUUUAGCCACCAAUUUGUGAAGGAGCUAACGGACGGAUGCAAAGGAAGAGCUUGCAUAGUGACUUGGGCUCCACAAGAGAAAGUACUAUCCCAUCCUGCUAUUGGUGGUUUUUUAACUCACAGUGGAUGGAACUCGACUAUGGAAAGUAUUGUCGAAAGAAAGCCAAUGAUCUGUUGGGCUGUUUAUGUGGACCAGCGAGUCACAAGUAGAUUUGUGGGUGAGGUGUGGAAAAUUGGGUUGGACAUGAAAGACAUAUGUGACAGAUACAUUAUUGAGAAGGUGGUGAAAGAUUUGAUGGUAACAAAUAAGGAUAAGUUCAAGAAAUCGGUUGACAAGUUAUCUAUGUUGGCAAAAAUUAGUGUUGGAGAAGGAGGUUCAUCAUUCAAUGCUUUUGAAUAUCUCGUUGAUAACAUUAAAAAGUUAGGAAGAAAAGACAAAGAUAUCAAUCCUAACUGCAUAGGAUAAACAGGGUAAUGCUGCCAAUCAUUAUUUUGUAGACAAAGAUUAUAUUAUUUUCUUCUUCUUUUAUCGGAUACUACAAGUUAUGCGUACAGGUACAA
Solanum dulcamara is the source of this 1896-nucleotide messenger RNA. RefSeq names its product 7-deoxyloganetic acid glucosyltransferase-like. The record is from RefSeq and is a predicted model, not a curated record. Lineage: Eukaryota; Viridiplantae; Streptophyta; Magnoliopsida; Solanales; Solanaceae. The transcript is spliced from 2 exons. The coding region runs from base 335 to 1801 and encodes 488 amino acids. Gene Ontology annotation, molecular function: UDP-glycosyltransferase activity.